CAUACAGCGCUUGAAUUGUAGGAGGUAGACUAAUGCUCAUUUAAGCAUCACCAAAACAAAGUUCCUAUUGGGCUUAGGAGUUAGCAAGUUAAGAAUCCAGAGCCGAAUACGAAGGGCCAUUAACUCGAGGUAUAAAUAUAUUUGUGGAGCGCAUUUCUUCUCCAUAGUUCACUGCAGCAGCUCAGCUUCUCCCAAAGGCGAUGUCAACGGCGGCGACGGAGCACCUCCCGGAGGACCUUAUCAUAGUGCAAAUCCUCACCAGGCUUCCGAUCAAAUCUCUAAUCCGAUUCAGCUGCUUCUCAAAGUGCUGGAGUUCCAUAAUUCUCUCCGAUCAGCGAUUCGCCAAAUCGCAAUUCAAGUUCGCUUCCGAGAGUAAAACCCUCAGUCGCAGACUCCUCCUCGCCACCUCCUCUAAACUGGAAUCCCUAGACCCUCAAACGACGCCGUUUCCCGACGACUCUUCGAUCCGAAAGCUCACCUGCCCGUUCAACCAACCGGAGCGUGUCGACUACGUACUGGGCUCGUGCAAUGGCAUGGUAUGUGUAGCUCUUGAUUUUCAUGAUGGUUAUUAUAUCUGGAACCCAUCUACUGCUUUGUUUCUCAAAUUGCCGAACCCUAAUUUUGCCUCAGAAGGGGUUAUCUCCUUUUACCCAAAAAUGCCAGACUUUGACCGAUCAAAGACGAUUAUAGCUCUCCAUUAUUGGGGUUUUGGCUAUGUUUCGGCCACCGACGACUAUAAAGUUGUUGUAGAAGCUCUCUUUGCGGAUUCUAAAAUGUAUGUUGAAGUCUUUUCAUCUUGAGCCAACUCUUGGAAGAGGAUUGAAUCCACUCUAACCAUUUCCUCGGUGUAUCAUUCGUUCACCAAGACCAAGGGGGCUCUUUCGAAAUUCAAAUGAGACACUCCAUUGGCUCCACGCUGCGUGGCCCCGUGCACCCGAGUGUUACAGACUUGUUAUCGCCGCCUUUGAUUUGACAAAAGAAGAGUUCCGGGAAAUUCCUUUACCUGUCUUUAAGGGAGAUGGCACUAGUAUUUAUUCUUUCAUAGAUGUGGGAGUUGUUUCCGGAGGGUGCUUGUGUGUAUGUAGGUAUGAGGGACAGAGUCAGGAGCACAUUCAAUUAUGGGUGAUGAGGGAAUAUGAUGUUCAUGAAUCUGUGAACUCCGCUGAUCAUCGAACCAAGCGGCUAAUCUUCCACGGGGACAGUAGCAUAGUUAUGUUGAAAUUCAAUGCCGUGGGGGUUGAAAACAAAUUGGAAAGGAUUUAUCUUCAGUGCAAGGAUGUUGGGGAUUGCUGUGAUCGGUAUAGCCUUGGGAUGGGUCUCUGUGACGUGAUACAAUAUGAGGAGACUCUAUUCUGGCUGAAUGAUGCUCAUGGGCUGAACGAAAGGUCACCAGACACGAGAAUCAACACUUGCCCCCAAAGCAAGCCCAAAUAGAAAUGAGGAAUGGUUGCUUUGCAUUCAUGUUAUAGCUGGUUUGUCACUCCUCAUUUUGACCCUGCUCUGCUGCAUUAUGUUUGUUAUUUUAUCUUAUUACUGAUGAUUCGAAUCACUAUUGAAAUUGUUUUUCACAGUAGUGACUAGUCACUACUCGGCAGUCACACCCAUGAUAAACUAAGUUCAUACACCAGCUCUUUUAGGUUCUAGCAUGUAACUGGAAGUGGCCACAAAUCUGUAUAAACCUAUGCUUUAUUAUCUGUUACUUGAAGCUUUCCUAGGUUUUUGUUGUUGAAGAGACUUUGACCAGAAGUUUUAUUAACCCCAGUUGCAUCAUUUUCCAUGUAUUAGGAGGUUUUCUAUAGGCACGCCUUGCAAGAACUUUGAUGAUAUGUCAAUGUGUGUGUCUGUGUAUUUAAUUCUAGGUGAUCACUCACUGAAACAUGAAUUGAAAGUUUAUGUGUCGGAACAAAAUCACGGAAAUAUUAGUUUUGAAUGACUGUAAAUGUUUAAUAGACUGAAUGUUUGAAAGUGUAGGGAUUUGAAUGUUUAGUUGCAGAGCAAGUAUUUGGAACUGGUUGCAGGCUCAACAUUGCAUUACUUGAGGUGUGGAUUAUUGAUGCGCUCGCGACCACUAUAGAAAUCCCCAUUUCAGAGGCUUCUGUUUGUAACUUCAUUGAUAUUUGUCGCAAAUUUAAUGACUCUUAUAUUUAUCUUGCAUCCUAUUGAACAAUGGGAUGGUUCUAUCAAUUAUGUUGUUGAGAUGACAAUGAUAUCAAGGCUUUAUUUUUA
Messenger RNA from Rosa chinensis, 2226 nucleotides. RefSeq names its product putative F-box protein At5g15660. The transcript has a single exon. The record is from RefSeq and is a predicted model, not a curated record. Lineage: Eukaryota; Viridiplantae; Streptophyta; Magnoliopsida; Rosales; Rosaceae. Bases 201 to 800 code for a protein of 199 amino acids. Gene Ontology annotation, molecular function: protein binding.